Molecule: messenger RNA, 2865 nt
Organism: Pseudozyma flocculosa PF-1
Lineage: Eukaryota; Fungi; Basidiomycota; Ustilaginomycetes; Ustilaginales; Ustilaginaceae
Exons: 3
Coding region: 1-2865 (954 amino acids)
Biological process (GO): DNA replication; mitotic DNA replication initiation; double-strand break repair via break-induced replication
Cellular component (GO): nucleus; MCM complex
Molecular function (GO): 3'-5' DNA helicase activity; single-stranded DNA binding; single-stranded DNA helicase activity
Source: RefSeq, a predicted model, not a curated record
AUGUCCAACCGACAGGACCAGAUCCGCAAGCGCAGGCGGUCACAAUCCGGGAGCCGCCUCCUCUCCGACGAUGACCCCUUCAACGCCUCGUCGCCCAUGGCAGGUCCCUCGAACGCUCUCACAUCCGCACGCUCCUCGCCGCCACCUUCCUCGCUGCCUCCCUCGAGCCCUCCCGGCGGCGCCUUUUCCGACUUCACAGAUGGCGAAGCAGAGGCCGAGAGCGUCGUCGACGAGGAGCAGGAAGCUCGCGAGCUCGGAGACGACUUCCAGGCGCAUCCGGACUCGGACGACGAGGGCGAGGACCUGUUUGGCGACAACAUGGACGCAGACUACGCCGAAAACACCGCGCUGGACCGCUACGACACCACCCUCGACAUCGACGACGACGUCGUCGACGACAUCGACAUGAACGCACGGAGGCUCGCCGAGCUCAAGAUGAGCCGCCGCGACCGCAUGGAGGCUGUCAGCCGCGGCCAGCGGUCCCGGGCCCCCGAGUUCCUCCAGAGCGACGACGAGAGCGACGAUGGCGCCGCCAUCAUCGGGAGACGGCGCAGGAGGCACUACGACGAGCCGCAGGGCGGUGCUGCCGCCCUGGCCGACGACCUCCCCCUCGAGCAGCUGGGCGACGUCAAGACCGACAGCAUCGCCAGCUGGGUGGCCACGGAAAACGUGCGCAGGACCAUCAUCCGCGAGUUCCGCAACUUCCUCGUCACCUACGUCGACGAGCAGGGCAUCAGCGUCUACGGCCAGCGCAUCAAGACGCUCGGAGAGACCAACGCCGAGUCGCUCGAGGUAUCGUUCCUGCACCUCGUCGACUCCAAGGCGAUCCUGGCCUACUUCCUCGCCAACUCGCCCGCCAGCAUGCUGCCCAUCUUUGACGAGGUCGCCUUCGACGUCAUCAUGCUCUACUACCCCUCCUACGACCGCAUCCACCCCGAGGUUCACGUCCGCAUCUCGGACCUGCCCACGUCGUCGACGCUGCGCGACCUCCGCCAGGGCCAUCUCAAUUCGCUCGUCCGCGUCAGCGGCGUCGUGACCCGCCGCACCGGCGUCUUCCCGCAGCUCAAGUACGUCAAGUUCGACUGCCUCAGCUGCGGCGAGGUGCUGGGCCCAUUCUGGCAGGACGCCAACCAGGAGGUCAAGGUGAGCUACUGCUCCAAUUGUCAGAAGCGCGGGCCCUUCCGCGUCAACUCGGAGCAGACCGUCUACCGCAACUACCAGAAGAUGACGCUCCAGGAGUCGCCCGGCAGCGUUCCGCCGGGACGCCUGCCCCGCCAUCGCGAAGUCAUCCUGCUGUGGGACCUCAUCGACUCGGCCAAGCCGGGCGAGGAAGUCGAGAUCACGGGCGUCUACCGCAACAACUUUGACGCCUCGCUCAACACCAAGAACGGCUUCCCCGUCUUUGCCACGGUGCUCGAGGCCAACCACAUCGCCCGCCGCGACGACGCCUACGCGGCCUUCCGCCUGACCGAGGAGGACGAGCGGGCCAUCAAGAUGCUCGCCAAGGACGACCGCAUCGGCAAGCGCAUCGUCAAGAGCAUCGCGCCCAGCAUCUACGGUCACGAGGACAUCAAGACGGCCCUCGCACUCAGCCUCUUUGGAGGCGUGCCCAAGGACAUCGGCGGCAAGCAUCGCAUCCGCGGCGACAUCAACGUGCUGAUGCUCGGCGAUCCGGGUACCGCCAAGUCGCAGUUCCUCAAGUACGUCGAGAAGACGGCCAGCCGCGCCGUCUUUACCACGGGUCAGGGCGCCUCGGCUGUCGGUCUGACGGCGAGCGUGCGCAAGGACCCCGUGACGCGCGAGUGGACGCUCGAGGGAGGCGCGCUGGUGCUGGCCGACAAGGGCGUCUGCCUCAUUGACGAGUUUGACAAGAUGAACGAUGCCGACCGCACCUCGAUCCACGAGGCCAUGGAGCAGCAAUCCAUCUCGAUCUCCAAGGCGGGCAUCGUCACGACGCUCCAGGCCCGCUGCGCCAUCCUCGCCGCCGCCAACCCGAUCCGCGGGCGCUACAACCCGACGAUCCCCUUUAGCCAGAACGUCGAGCUGACCGAGCCCAUCCUGUCGCGCUUCGACGUCCUCUGCGUCGUCAAGGACACGGUCGACCCGGUCAAGGACGAGAUGCUGGCGCGCUUCGUCGUCGGCUCCCACCUGCGCUCCCACCCCAAGUUCGAGGAGGAGACCGAGGAGCAGCUCGUGGGCACCUCGCUCGACGCCGACAUUAUCCCGCAGGAGAUGCUCAAGAAGUACAUCAUGUACGCCCGCGACCACGUCCGGCCGCGCCUCAACGCGCUCGACCAGGACCGGCUGUCGAGGCUGUACGCCGACCUGCGCCGUGAGUCGCUCAGCACGGGCUCGUACCCCAUCACGGUCCGACACCUCGAGAGCAUGAUCCGCAUGGCCGAGGCCAGCGCCAAGAUGCACCUGCGCGAGUUUGUGCGCAGCGACGACAUCGACGUCGCCAUCCGCGCCACUGUCGAGAGCUUUGUCAGCGCGCAGAAGAUGAGCGUCAAGAAGACGCUCGAGAGGGGCUUCCGCAAGUACCUCCACCAGGCGCGGGACCACGACGAGCUGCUCUCGUUCCUCAUCGGCGGCAUCGUCAAGGACCGCAUGCGCUAUGCGCAGCUCGGCUCGCAACGCCGCCGCACCACUGGGGGCGAAGACGACGAGAUGGUCAUCACGGUGCCCGUCUCUGAGCUCGAAACACGCGCCAAGGAGGUCGAGGUGUACGACGUCCGUCCGUUCCUCGCCUCCAAGCUCUUUUCGGCCAACGGGUACACCUACAAUGCCGCCGAGCGCUCCAUCACCAAGCGCUUCGGCAGGGGCGGCGGGAACCGCAGGGCGCCGGGGGCCAUGGAGGAGCUUUGA